AUGUCCUCUACCGACGAAAAGAGGGUCGAUGAUGAGGCCAAUGCCCUCGAGGCCGCCACAGCGCCAGAGGAGCAGACAAAGCCCGUCUCGAAGCUCACGCGGUGGUACCGCAGCCCGCUGUUCAAUGUCAUCAUUGUCGGCUUGAUCUCCUUCACCCAGCCGGGCAUCUGGAAUGCACUCAACAACACGGGCGCGGGCGGCCAGCAAGAACCGUACCUGGUGAACGGGUCAAACGCGCUGACGUUCGGGAUAGGCGUCAAGAAGGUCUUGAUCAUUGGCACCCUGGGCUACGCCCCAUACUCGGCAUCCUUGUACGUCAACAACCGGUAUGGCACCGAGUGGUUCGUCCUCUUCGGCGGCGUGACAUGCGGGAUUGCCGCCUCGGCUUUGUGGGCGUCCGAGGGUGCCAUUGCCCUCGGGUAUGGCAAGGUCAAGGAUCGUGGCAAGUUUGCCGGCAUCUGGCUCGGUCUCCGGGAGCUCGGCCAGCUCAUCGGCGCGUCCAUCCAGCUGUCCAUGAAUGUCCGCUCCAGCAGCCGCGGAAAGGUAGGGUACACGACAUACCUCGUCUUGAUUGCGCUGCAGUGUCUGGGACUGCCGCUCGCCCUGCUGGCAUCCCCGCCCGAGAAGGUGAUACACAGCGAUGGGACGCGCGGCCGGGUCGUGGCCAAGAACACGACCAUCAAGGAGGAGGUGCGCAAGACGUGGAACUUGUUGAAGCGGAAACAGAUGUUCCUGCUUGUGCCCAUCCUCAUCGGGUUCCAAUGGAACAGCACAUACCUCGGCAUCUAUAUGACCAAGUACUUUUCUGUCCGAGCUCGCACCCUCGGUUCCCUGGUGUCCGGCGUUUCUGCGACGUUUGCCAACAUCUUCUGGGGCUGGUUCUACGACCUCAAGCGCUUUAGCCGCCCGACCCUGGCUAAAAUCUGCUGGUUUUUCUUCGUCCUCGGCAUGUUGGGUACCUUUGGCUGGCAGGUGUCCAACGAGAAGCUCUACGGUGACUCCAAUCCCAGGGUCACGUUGGACUGGGAGAAUCCGGGCUUCGGCCGGGGAUUUGCAUCCAUGGUCAUCCUACGGUUCUUGAAUGAGUCGCAUUAUAUGUUUGUUUACUGGAUCGUUGGCGCCUUCUUCGACGACAUCGAGACCUUGACGCUGGCGGUCGGUCUUGUCCGAACCUUCGAGUCUGUCGGGUCCAGCAUCGCAUUUGGCAUCGGCGCAUCUUCUGUGUCGCCCAUGGUCAACCUCAUCAUCGCUUUUGCCAUGUUCGGGUUCACAAUCCCUGCCACAUCGCUCGUGGUGUUUUUGGUGCCUGAGCGCCCUGUAGACUUGCGGAAAGAGGAAAGUGAGGCGUCUUCGGUUGGAGAAUCGGAGAAUGUUGCGCCGAACGAAAUCGCCGCCAAGGCUGUUGAGUCCUCCGGCUCUUCAAACACUUGA
Thermothelomyces thermophilus ATCC 42464 is the source of this 1431-nucleotide messenger RNA. RefSeq lists its product as uncharacterized. Lineage: Eukaryota; Fungi; Ascomycota; Sordariomycetes; Sordariales; Chaetomiaceae. Gene Ontology annotation, biological process: transmembrane transport. The transcript has 5 exons. Gene Ontology annotation, molecular function: transmembrane transporter activity. The record is from RefSeq and is a predicted model, not a curated record. The coding region runs from base 1 to 1431 and encodes 476 amino acids.